Messenger RNA from Onthophagus taurus, 684 nucleotides. Lineage: Eukaryota; Metazoa; Arthropoda; Insecta; Coleoptera; Scarabaeidae. The record is from RefSeq and is a predicted model, not a curated record.
AUGGAAAAUUGGCAAGCAGCAUCGUUUAACGAACGGACUAAACUAUUGCUGAGACUAUCAAAACAAAUAAACGAUAAAAAUAAUGUUAUUCAAAAUGAAACGAGUUCACAACUAUUGACAAUAAGUAAUGAAAAUGAUGUAACAAAGAGCAAUGUGAACAACGAUGAGAAUACAAAUCUAGCUAUAAGUAACGUUGAGACUUUUUUAGCGAUUCCAGAUAACCCAACAGUUACCAGCUCUGAAACUGGAACUUCAUCUGGUAGUGAUCACUAUUCACAAUUUGAUGAUUCGGACUCAGACCUAAAUUACAGCUCCAGUUCUACGUCAUCUUCAAGUAGUUCGAGUAGCGAUUCUGAUGAGGGCCUCUCUGCAGAUGAAUCCUUGGCAGAACAGCCUGUUUUACCAAAUGAAACAGCAGAAGUCAAUUUAGAAUAUAAACAAAAAGGCAAGAAGAGAAAGGCAAAUCCCGACAAAUGGAAAAGAACGUUGCAAAAAAGGAAUUCUGGCUUGAAGUAUACAUCUAGUUCCAAACGUAAAAAAGUUUUUAAAGCUAAAAAUUUAGAACCGCUGUGCAGUCCAAAAUGCAGACUGCAGUGUAGUGCCAAAAUCACAGGCGAAGACCGAAAGGCAAUUUUUUCAGAUUCUGGAACUUGGGUGAUUUACAAAGACGUGAUUUUAUUUUGA